UCCUGCAUAAUGCAUCGAGGAAGUUAUGGUAUGCACAUGAUUCUCUACUUUAAUUCUCAGUAAAAACAUCAUAGAUGGUAUUUCUCUGCGGGACUUCAUGGAUUUGGUUCACUGAGGGCCAUCUGAAGAACUGACAUGGCAGUGCCAAAUAUGGUGUUCUCUGACGUGGAAAGUUUUCUGGACUCGCAUCCUGAGUUAUUUGAGGACUACCUGAACAGAAAGGGGAAUUAUAGCAUGGUGGAGAAAUGGCUCAAGAAUCAUCAGGCGAGCAAAAGUCCGGCGGCUGCAGCUCGCGCCGAGCCGAGAGAGGAGAAGAGCAACGCGUGCAAGGACAGCUGGGCAAGCAAAUGCGAUGGUCUGCAAAGGAGAGCCUCGCAGAAGGAGCUGCGCAAAACUUUCGCCAGAUCAAAGGCCAUUAAUGUCAACAGGACAUACGACGAACAUGUUAAUUCCAGGGCCCAGGAGCCCCUGACGAGCAUGAGGAGGAGAGCUCUGCUGAGGAAAGCGAGCUCUCUGCCCCCGACCACUGCGCACAUACUGAGCGCACUGCUGGAGUCCAGAGUCAACAUCCCCCAGUACCCGUCCACAGCAGUGGAUUUUAAAUAUUACCUCAAACAACACAAUGAAAGAGAGUUCUUCCUGGAGCUUGUCAAAGACAUAUCUAACGACCUGGAUCUAACGAGUCUGAGCUACAAAAUCCUUGUGUUUGUUUGUAUUAUGGUCGAUGCAGACCGGUGCUCCUUGUUUUUAGUGGAGGGAACGGGCAAUAAGAAGACACUAGUGUCCAAAUUCUUUGACGUGCACGCGGGUACCACAGUUUUACCCUCAAAGAAUUCAGAUGAAGUUCAAGUGCCGUGGGGGAAAGGAAUCAUUGGAUAUGUGGCUGAACACGGAGAGACAGACAUUCCUGACGCUUAUCAGGAUCGUCGGUUCAGUGAUGAAAUUGACAAACUGACAGGGUACAAAACCAAGUCACUCUUGUGCAUGCCCAUUCGCAACAGUGACGGAGAGAUCAUUGGAGUUGCUCAGGCCAUCAACAAGUCCUCAAGUGGCGAUCUCUUCACUGAAGAUGAUGAAAAGGUGCUGCAGAUGUACCUGCCCUUCUGUGGUAUUGCCAUCUCCAAUGCUCAACUCUGCGCCUCAAGGAAGGAGUAUGACAGGAGCCGGGCACUCUUGGAGGUCGUCAAUGACCUGUUUGAAGAGCAGACUGACCUGGAGAAGAUUGUCAGGAAGAUCAUGCACCGGGCCCAGACAUUGCUAAAGUGCGAGCGCUGCUCUGUUCAGUUGCUGGAGGACAUUGAGUCACCGGUGGUGAAGUUUACCAAGUCAUUUGAGCUAUUGUCCCCUAAGUGUAGUGCAGACACUGAAAGCAGUUUCAAAGACAGUAUGGAGAAAUCGUCUUACUCCGACUGGCUCAUCAACAACAGUAUUGCAGAGCUAGUAGCAUCCACAGGACUACCCGUGAACAUUAGUGAUGCCUAUCAGGAUCCUCGCUUUGAUGCUGAGGCAGACCAGUUCUCAGACUUCCACAUCCGCUCCGUACUUUGUGUUCCCAUAUGGAACAGCAACCACCAAAUCAUAGGUGUCGCCCAAGUGCUGAACAGGCUCGAUGGGCAACCCUUCGAUGACGCAGACCAGCGUCUCUUCGAGGCGUUUGUGAUCUUUUGCGGACUGGGCAUCAACAACACCAUCAUGUACGACCAGGUGAAGAAGUCCUGGGCCAAGCAGUCUGUGGCUUUGGAUGUUCUUUCUUACCAUGCCACUUGCUCCAAGACUGAAGUUGACAAAUUCAAGGUAACAGAUAUUCAAUAUGUCUCUCAGUGCUUACAGUAG
This is a messenger RNA of Micropterus salmoides (largemouth bass), 1833 nucleotides long. RefSeq names its product dual 3',5'-cyclic-AMP and -GMP phosphodiesterase 11A-like. Lineage: Eukaryota; Metazoa; Chordata; Actinopteri; Centrarchiformes; Centrarchidae. The record is from RefSeq and is a predicted model, not a curated record. Gene Ontology annotation, molecular function: protein binding.